Racocetra fulgida is the source of this 507-nucleotide messenger RNA. NCBI's taxonomy places the organism in Eukaryota, Fungi, Glomeromycota, Glomeromycetes, Diversisporales, Gigasporaceae. The record is from the annotation of a GenBank genome assembly.
AUGUCAGUGCAUUUUGCUUUAAGAGGUAUUCCCUCGGCUACUGCGCCACCAGAUACAUAUGAUCAUGGAUGUCUACAUGAAAAACCAAUAUAUUAUGAUGUUUCUGUUCAGGAUCACGAUGCAAAGCAGAAAUGGGAAUUUAAAUGGGUCAGAUGGUGGGGAGGUGAUGCUGGUUGGAUGAGUUCAGACCCGAGGUGUCGUGUUACCGGUGAAAGAACUGUGUCUGAGCAGGAAUCUGCCGCUGAAGAACAGUUCAUCUGGUUUGGCACAAAUUUGAUAAAAGGCAAUGAAGAAGCUCAAAAGCACGCGAAAAAAUAUUUGAAUAUGAAAGUUGAUGAAGAGGAAAUUGAUAUUUCUCAUGUUUGUAUAGGUGAGAUGAGGCUCAUUGUUGAAUCUGACAAGGUUGAUGAUAACUUUGAAUUGUUUGAUAAUGAGAAUGGAUCUGUGUGCAAUUAUGAAGUUCUGGGCGAUUUGAAUGAGACGGAUGACGAAGAAAGCGAAGACUAG